This is a messenger RNA of Funneliformis caledonium, 514 nucleotides long. NCBI's taxonomy places the organism in Eukaryota, Fungi, Glomeromycota, Glomeromycetes, Glomerales, Glomeraceae. The record is from the annotation of a GenBank genome assembly.
UUAUUCAUUAGUAAUGUUGGACUUUUUGGGUAUCAUAUAUUAUCUAAAGCUGCUAAUAAUAUAGGAAGUGAUGAUGCUUUAACUAUCCUAUUUUUUAAUGGAUGUAAUUCCGAACAUGCUCAGUCUAAUCUUGAUGUUUGCGCUACAUCUAUUUUAUCAUGGACAUUAGUUGGCGGGGCGAUAUUCUAUUUAGCUUUUACUUCAAUUUUAGCAAUUUUAUUAUACAAAGAAUGUAAACGCCAAGGAUAUCCUGCUUUAUUUACAGCUUUAUGGAAUUCUCCUUUAUUCCUUGUUUGCUAUUUCUUUAAAGAAAAAGAUCGGAUUGACCUUUUAACAAUUCCGAACAAAUUUGUUGAAUUUAACAAAUGGACUCAAUUACAUUUACAUAGAUUAGGUUUAGCGAUCUAUUCUUUUAUAACUACGGUGAUUAUUCUAUAUUAUCUUAAUACAAACUUGACGGUAGAUCAAGACGAUCUAAAUACAAAAGAACAAUUUAAAGACGGCGAUACGUUAU